This is a messenger RNA of Gordionus sp. m RMFG-2023, 3277 nucleotides long. RefSeq names its product dimethylglycine dehydrogenase, mitochondrial-like. The transcript is spliced from 19 exons. Lineage: Eukaryota; Metazoa; Nematomorpha; Gordioida; Chordodea; Parachordodidae. The coding region runs from base 25 to 3018 and encodes 997 amino acids. The record is from RefSeq and is a predicted model, not a curated record. Gene Ontology annotation, molecular function: protein binding; dimethylglycine dehydrogenase activity. Gene Ontology annotation, cellular component: cytoplasm; mitochondrion; mitochondrial matrix.
CACAUAACAUGUGAUUUAUGAAAAAUGCAAUCUCUGCCGAAAACUAAAUUUUUAUGCUCUGAAAUUUCAAACCAGUUCCCUAAUAUCCGCUCAACAUUAGACUAUUUUUGUGGCUCGAACACUCAUUAUCUCGCACACAAACUCAGAAAUAUUAGUCAAAUUAGCGUUCAUCGAAAUGUAGACGUGACAAUCAUAGGAGGUGGGUGUUUCGGGGCCAGUCUGGCUUACCAUUUAACUCAGCUUAAUCCGAAGCUAAAGGUCGUACUUCUAGAAAAAACUGAACUCACCGCUGGUUCUACUUGGCAUGCUGCAGGCCUGGUCACCUACUUUCAUCCUGGAAUCAACAUGAAAAAAGUUCAUUACGAUAGCUUAUCUUGUUACCAUUCCCUCUUCCCAUCAGACACAUUAGCUCAAAAAAAUAAUUAUGACGAGUAUUCUGGAGCUUUUCACAUUCCUGGUAGUAUUAGAUUGGCUACCAAUCAACUCAGACUUGAGGAAAUGAAAUAUCAGAUGAAUAGAUAUUACGCUUGCGCACUGGCCACCAAUCAUAGAAGAGAUGCUAAAAAAUUAACGGAUAAUCCCAAAGUAUGGAUUGAUGACUCUAGUGUUGAACAGAGAUUGAUUACCCCUGAGGAAGUCAAGGAGAUGUGUCCUAUAAUUGACACUAAAAAUAUUUUAGCCGGCAUUUACACGGCUCGAGAUGGUCACAUAGAUCCAUAUUCCCUGACCCAGGCCCUUGCCAAAAGAGCUAAAAUGGCUGGGGCCGCUAUCUUGCAAAAUUGUCGCGUAACUAAGAUUACAUACGAUGCCAGUGGAAGAGUUUGGGUUGUGACGGGGACGAACACAAAUGUGGCGCCACAGCCUGCAUCCGGCGAGAAAGUGGAAACAUUAUUAUCUUCAGACGCUACUUCAGAAAGUGUUAAUUACGAAAAAGUGGAAUAUACUACUAAGCACGUUGUUAAUUGCGCAGGGCUAUGGGCUCACGAAGUUAUGAAGCUUGUCGGAAUCGAAAACAUUCCUUUAGUACCUAUCCACCACCAAUAUUUGAUAACCGAAAGCUUGCCUUCCCUUAUAGCAUUCCCACCCGAAAGUGGUAGGGAAGAAAUAGCCGUUAUGAGGGAUCUUGAGAAUUCCUAUUAUAUGAGACAAGAAAAGAAUGCACUUUUGAUAGGGCCUUACGAAAAUUCGAAAAUUAUGGAACUUAGAGAGGAUUGGAUUACGCGGGGAGUACCAAAAGAUUUUGGAAAACAGCUGUUUCCACCCGAUAUAGACCGGUUACUUCCUUAUUUAGAAGCUGCUAUAAAACGAUUUCCGGUUCUGAAGGACCUUGGAAUCAAGGUUUGCGUGCACGGUCCUAUUAUGUAUACCCCAGAUGUUCUGCCUUUGGUGGGUCCGGUAUCUCAUUUACCCAACAACUUUUGGAUUGCAGCUGGUUCUGGUUAUGGUAUCGUACAUGCGGGGGGAAUAGGAAAAUACUUGGCAGAAUGGAUAAUAAAUGAAGAACCACCUUACGAUUUGAUAGAAUGCGAUCCAGAUCGCUUCGAUCCUGAUAAAUGGGCUGAUAAAAAAUACGUUUUUGCGAAAGCGAGAGAAAGUUAUGGUAUGAACAACGCCAUCUAUUUCCCUAGAGAACAAAGAAUAGCUGGUAGACCGACUAAAAGGUGUACGCCUUUGGCCCAAUAUCUUUCAAAGGAAAAAGGAGCCAUAAUGGGAUUUAAUAAUGGUUGGGAACAGGCUCUAUACUUUCUACCCCAUAAAAUGCGGCGAGACAUCAGAUGCAACGACUUGAUAGCCAAAGAAAGCCAAAAUAUAAAAAAUGACCAAAUUUACCAUAAAUUCCACAUGAAUCCUUAUUACGGCGUUCAAUCAGAAUGGUUUGACGCUAUGAGGCAAGAAGUGCAAGACGUCACAAAUUGUGUAGGCCUUAGCGAUCUCACACCUUUCGGGAAAUUUAGGAUAUCCGGAUUUCGAGCACAUGAUUUUUUGGAUUGGAUUUUCGCUAAUAAGUUGCCCAAAGUAGGUAGAACUACUAUAGCUCAUUGUAUAGCACCUCAAAGUGGCAAUGUGUUUAGCGAGAUGACUAUAUCCCAUCUUACACUUAACGAUUAUUUAUUGGUUACUGGAGCUGGUUCAGAGUUGCACGAUUUUAGAUGGCUCAGCCAUCAAGCAUACAACUACGCCCUAGAAAAUAAUUUCCCGAAAUCUAACGUCUUUCCUAUUGAUAACCAGGAUUUAUGCCUUUCGAAUGUAACCGAUGAAUUGGGUUGUUUGAGCAUAGCGGGUCCUCUCUCUAAAAAUGUGAUGGAAAGAUUGACCGAAAAUGGAAAAUUGAUCGAUGAUUGGAAAUUUAUGGAAAACAAGAAUUUUAAAGUGGGCAAUGACAUGAAUAUCUUAGGCAUACGGUUAAGUUAUACGGGAGAAUUAGGCUGGGAACUCUACCAUCCCAUAAACCGUACUAUGCAUCUCUACUCUUUAAUUCAUAACAUUGGCCUUCCCUUAGGUAUAACAGAUUUUGGUGGGUAUGCCACGAACUCCCUGAGGAUUGAAAAAGGGUUUAAAGCCUGGUCUCAUGAGAUGAAUAUGGAUAAAAAUCCGUUCCAAGCUGAAUUGACUCCCUUCAUCAAAUUGGACAAGGAAAACGAUUUCUUAGGAAAAUCCACGUUAAUUAAUUUAAAAUCCCAAUUUUACAAGGACCCGGACAAUAAAGUUUUGCGUUUUUUAACAGUUGAAAAGUUAAUCGACAGCGAUAAAGCGUCUGGAAAAGUAUUUCAAGUAGAUGAAAUAGAUCUGGAAGGAAAUGAGAGCGUUUGGCACGAAAAUAAAUGCGUAGGUUAUACGACGAGUGGUUCUUACAGCUUUGCGAUCGGCAAACACAUCGCUAUGGCAUAUAUACCUUUGUACUUAUGCCAAAAUGAUGAUAUUGUUAAGUUGAAUUUCAUGGGCAAUUUCUACGAAUGUAAAAUUCACGCAAAGCCUUUGGUCAAAACCGUGGAACAGCUAAAAAAACAAUUGAAGUGAUAAUUACUGGAGUGCAUCGCAGAUAAAAGGAAGAAAAUAUAUAGCGUAAUAUAACCAAAAACGAAAGAACAAAAUUAUAUAAUAUGCAUUAUUUAUAUUGGAUUUAAACUAUAAAAUAUUCUACUAGAAAUGCUUAUUGUAAUUUCUAACAAAAAAUUAUAUAUUUUGCAUUUAUAUGAAAUCGUGAUAAAUUUAUAUAAUUAUACCCGUUAUGAUAUUAUGGUAUUUAUAUUCUUUUUUAAACCACUUCGCCUAAAUU